UAGAGCCCUCCCAAACCAUGAAUGUUCAUAGAGUUAUUUAGCUUCCCUCACUGGCCUUCAUUUCCUUUUUGCAUCUGUGUCCAAUGGCUUCUUAUAGUAGCUCCAAGACCCUCGCAAUCCUAGCUCUUGCACUUGCCUUCUGUGUGCAAGGCUCUAUAGGUGGAGGAAUCGAAUGUGAGAAUCUCAACAAGGACUCGUGUGCAUUCGCGGUAUCAUCAUCCAGUAAGCGCUGUGUGCUCGAAAAAAUUGUGAAAAGGAGUGGAGAGGAAGCGUACAUGUGUCGUACAUCAGAGAUAGAGGCUGAUAAAUUGAAGGACUGGAUUGAGAACAACCAGUGCAUCGAAGCAUGCGGGCUUGAUCGGACGAUGCUUGGAAUCUCAUCGGACUCUCUUUUGGAGUCUCAAUUCACACACAAGCUUUGCUCAACUCAAUGCUACGAUAGCUGCCCCAACAUUGUGGACCUCUAUUUCAACCUUGCUGCUGGUGAAGGUGUAUUUCUUCCCAAAUUUUGUGAAGCACAAGGGGCAAAUGCACGCAGAGGAAUGGCUGAGAUCAAAAGUUCUGGACACGUGGCACCUGGACCUGAAUCAGAAGGUGACCACCCUGUGAAGUUUAUGACAGCUCCCCCAACAAUGGCUCCUUAUUGAUUUUGUUGAGCACUGCUAUUUUACUAUAUAUAUUGAAGAUGUUAUACUUAGCUUUUAAGGUUGGAUUAUCAGUAUACAAUAAGGAAGUUCAUCCAAAACUUUUAGUUAAGUAGCCGGACUUGAUGGCAUGUUUAUUUUGCUUUGCUUUGUGCCAAUAAGUCAGGUGCUAAUUACAAUUGGUUUGUAAGAUUGAUCCACCUUUGCGGUAAUUUUUGUCAUUUUUGAGUGAGAAAAUGAAAUGAUAUGGUUUUUUAUUGUA
Molecule: messenger RNA, 906 nt
Organism: Camellia sinensis
Lineage: Eukaryota; Viridiplantae; Streptophyta; Magnoliopsida; Ericales; Theaceae
Source: RefSeq, a predicted model, not a curated record